UUCACGUUUGUCCAGUCCCAUCUGUCAUCAAACAAUCAUGGCGGACUACCCAGAGGCGCCCUUGGUCACACGGCCAAAAACACUGGACCCAAAAGAGUAUUUCAACAUCUCGACGGAGCACCGACGUAACGAAGAGGCCCGGGCAGCACUACGAGCGAAUCUUAAGAGGGAAUAUCAGAUACAGCUCAAUAACCCGCACAGAAAAGAGCUCAUCGAAGACCCUGCCCUGACACACUGGGUGAAAGCACGCGCCAGCCCCUAUACGUACUUCAGACCCACGUUCAAGACAUCUCUGCUGGGUGCAAUGUUUGGAGUUGCGCCUCUCUUUAUCCUGUACUUCAUCUUCAAGACAGACAGGGAUAGAAAGGAGGCGCAGAUUGCGGCUGGGACCCUCGAGCGCAAGUUCCAAAUGUCAUCAUGAGCUCCGAUGUAUAAAGACUUCCCAUAUGUUGUAGUGAUGCCACUGCGUGUAAUUAUUAUUAUCCAAAUAAAGUGAUAUUCUCAAAAACAA
Molecule: messenger RNA, 511 nt
Organism: Dicentrarchus labrax (European seabass)
Lineage: Eukaryota; Metazoa; Chordata; Actinopteri; Moronidae
Gene: ndufb4
Product: NADH:ubiquinone oxidoreductase subunit B4
Exons: 3
Coding region: 38-421 (127 amino acids)
Cellular component (GO): mitochondrion
Source: RefSeq, a predicted model, not a curated record